CACACACGAUGGGAGGAAAUACUGCACAAAUCCUUUGCCAGACUUGGUGCCUUCAUUUCGAACUAUCCUGUUCGAAUAAUGAUUUGCUGCAUUGUUUUCAACUUGCUUUGGACUAUUGGAUUGAUUAGAAUUGAAGUAGAAAAUGAUGCCGAAAUACUUUAUACCCCUAUGAAUAGCCAAGCAAUACAAGACCGAUCAGAAAUACGAAACCUAUAUGGAGACCCAACAGACAGCCAUUUUCGUUCAUAUCAACUCACCGACUUUGGAUUAUAUGGCAGUGUGAUGAUCAUUUCAAAACAAAAGACAGAUAUUAAGACACAAGCUUAUGUGGACGAAAUAAACAGCAUUCACAAUGUCAUAAAUACCUCUAUUACUGUAUCGGAUUCUUCCGGAACUGUGUACACCUAUAGUGACUUAUCUGCAGGAUCGGAUCCUCUCCAGGCGAUUUCCGGAUCUACCAUUUUAUCACAAGCAUUUCAAGAAAAUUUAGUGAUUAAUAACGUUACGUAUCCUUUCUUUGGACAAAACACACUUACUCCUUUUCUUGCCAAAGCUGUUUCGAAAAACGGAAUGUUGACUUCCACUAUUGGCGUUAAAUUACAGUACUAUCUGAAACAAACCAAUGCAUCAAUGAAAGAACUUUCAAAAUCAUGGGAAAAGGCUUUUGUGUCCAGACUUGAAAACCUACAGACAAAUCUGACAGACAUUGCUUAUACAUUCUCAGAUUCUCUUGAAACCGAGCUAAACAAAAACACAAAUAGCGACAUAAAAUUAUUCUCAGUUACAUUCACUCUAAUGAUGGUAUAUGCCUCAAUUGCCUCAUUGACCAUUAACUGUAACAACGUGGCUAAUCGUAUGAAUUUAGGGUUUGCAGGGAUCCUUGCACCAGUUUUGGCCAUUGCUUCAGCAUUUGGAUUUGUCAGUGCUAUUGGAGUGGAAUUCACAAAUAUUGUUGGUGUUAUGCCCUUUUUGGUUGUUGGUAUCGGAAUUGACGAUAUGUUUAUCCUCAUGUCUGGAAUGGCGGACGCCCCUCCACUUACUAAAGUUUCAAUAAAGGAAAGGAUGAAGUUUAUGAUGAAGAAGAGUGGAGUAGCUAUUACCAUUACGUCCAUAACAGACUUACUGGCUUUUGUUAUUGGUGCAACCUCUGUUUUUAAAAGUAUAAGGAAUUUCUGCAUUUAUACAGGAGUGUCUGUGUUCUUUUGCUAUUUAAAUCAGCUUUUCUUCUUGAGUCCGGCUAUUAGAAUUAAUGAACAAAGAACUAUGGAGAAAAGACAUUUCUGCUGUUCCUGCAAAGUAGUGAAAAGAAAACAAGAUUAUGAAGGAAAAUCAAAAUGUUUUCUUCUUUGUGUUCCCGGAUCAAUCCCAGAAACAAGACUUGACGUCGAAAGUCCUAUGGAAAAAUACCCUAAAAAAUUUAUUCUUUUUGUUUUAAAUCAUACAGUGGGGAAAGGAGUUGUCAUUUUAGUAUUCCUUGCAUAUCUUGGAGCAUCCAUUUAUGGCUGUAUGAAUCUUCAGCAAGGUCUACAGCUUUUCAACUUAGCUUCAAAGGAUUCAUAUUUUUACAAAUACAGUCUUUGGGACGAAAAUUAUUUCACCACCGAACCCAUGAUUACCCUGUGCGUGACAAAAGUUCAAGAUUAUCACAGGACAGAAACACAAAACCUGUUAAACUCGGUCAUAUCAAAGACGAAAUUGGACAAUUAUAUCGACGGAAGCGUUGAAAUUAAUUGGCUUGAUAGCUACAAAAAAUCCGCGGUUUAUGACUCUUCAUCAGAAACAAACUUUGUUAAUGUUCUUAUCAACUUUCUCGGAUCUCAAGAUGGACAGUCAUUUACAAACGAUAUAGUUUUAGAUAAAUCUAACUUUAAAAUUUUAUCAUCAAGAAUUCAUCUAAAGGCCCAAAACAUGAAAACGUCGAAUGAACAAGGCGAUUUUAUGAAACGCAUGCGUGAAAUAACAGAUGGUACCGAACUUCCUUGCAUUAUUUAUACCCCAGCUUUUGUAUUUUUCGAACAAUACGUGCAAAUUUUAUCCAGUACCCUUCAAACUGUAGGCAUUGCUAUUGCCGCCAUGCUUGUGGUGACUUUUAUAUUUAUGCCGGAUUUCAGAGUUGUACUCAUUGUAUGUAUAACCCUUAUAAGUAUCCUUGCAGGAAUAUUUGGAUUUAUGUACUACUGGGACCUCACGUUAAGUUCCAUUACUAUGAUCCAUCUUGUAAUGAGUGUUGGUUUUUCUGUAGAUUUUAGCGUCCAUAUUUGCCAUGCUUUUAUGUCAGUUGAAGGGGAGAGUCGAAAAAUAAUUUUAGAAAAUGCCAUGGACCGAUCUGGAGGUCCUAUCGUGAAUGCAGCAAUUUCAACACUGUUGGGGAUAGGUAUGCUAGCAUUUUCAAGAAGCUAUAUAUUUAAUUCAUUUGGUAUUCUCAUGUUCCUAGUGAUAGGGUUUGGUCUUAUACAUGCUUCAUUCUUUCUGCCUUUAUUUUUAUAUGCGAUCAUUCCUUGCAUUCAUAAUUCAGAAAUGACAAAAGUAGAACAUUCCUCUGAGGAUGACUCAGUUCCCAAAGAAAAACCAGUUCCUAGUUUAUCAGGAAAGGUCUUCUCACAACAAAGCCAUUUAUCGCAGGGAAUGAAUAAUUAUACUCAAGCAAAUGAAGACAUGUAUUCUAAACAUAGAGGGAAAUUUACAGACAUUGGGGAUGGGUACAAAAUGUACCAACCCCACAAAAAAUAUGAAGAUUAG
This is a messenger RNA of Saccostrea echinata, 2739 nucleotides long. RefSeq names its product patched domain-containing protein 3-like. The transcript is spliced from 3 exons. Gene Ontology annotation, molecular function: transmembrane transporter activity. The record is from RefSeq and is a predicted model, not a curated record. Gene Ontology annotation, biological process: transmembrane transport. Lineage: Eukaryota; Metazoa; Mollusca; Bivalvia; Ostreida; Ostreidae. Gene Ontology annotation, cellular component: membrane. The coding region runs from base 79 to 2739 and encodes 886 amino acids.